CCCAAACUAGCCUCUCCCUUCUACAACGCUUCAGUCUGCCAUCACAUUCUGCGCUUGCGUACUAUCAAUCUAGCGGCUCCGGGAUAGGGAGAAUCGGUAGGAGUUAGCUAGCUGUGUAAUGGCGGCCUCGGUGUUGCUGUCUGCGGAGAACACCGGACCGACUUUUGCGGUCGGCAAUUUUGGAACGGUAGGGGCUCCCGGGAAUGGAGUAGGGGCACCUGGUCCUGUGUCUUGGAAUCGGUCACUGGACAGGGCAUUAGACGAAGCCUCGGCAACUGGUUGCCUCAACCUCAGCGGCAGGAAACUGAAGGAGUUCCCGAGGAGCGCCGCCAACCACGACCUCACAGACACAACUCGGGCCGACCUGUCCCGUAACCGUCUGCCAGAGCUGCCCGUGGAGGUGUGCAUGUUUGUCUCUUUGGAACACCUGAACCUCUACCAGAACUGCCUGCGCUCGCUGCCUGAGAGUCUGCUCAAUCUCCAGGCCCUCACCUACCUGAACAUAAGUCGGAACCAGUUGUCGACCCUGCCCAGCCCGGUGUGCAGUCUGCCAUUGAAGGUCCUGAUCGCCUGUAACAACAAGCUGGUCUCCCUUCCUGAGGAGCUGGGCCAACUACGACAGCUCACAGAACUGGACGUGAGUUGUAAUGAGAUCCAGACACUCCCUCCUCAGGUUGGUCGGCUGGACUCGCUGCGAGACCUCAACAUCCGCCGCAAUCACCUGGCCCGCUUGCCCCCAGAGCUGUCGGAGUUGCCCCUGGUGCGUCUGGACUUCUCUUGUAACAAGGUGACGUCCAUCCCUGUGUGUUACCGUAACCUGCGCCACCUACAGAACAUCGUGCUGGACAACAACCCACUACAGAACCCACCCGCACAGAUUUGUAUAAAGGGGAUGAUCCAUAUAUUUAAGUAUCUGAACAAUGAGGCCAGCAAGACUACACCUGAGCUCCCAGACUACGACAGGAGACCCCUCGCCUUCGGAUCCUGUGUGGAGGAGCUGUACCCUGGCCGGCCGUACGGAGCGCUGGACUCUGGCUUCAACAGCGUGGACAGUGGAGACAAGAGAUGGUCAGGCAACGAGCCCACAGAUGAGUUGUCGGACCUUCCACUGCGUGUGGCAGAGAUAACCAAAGAACAGAGACAGCGGAGGGAGCGGGAGGAGCACAGGACGACUGGCUCCCAUCCUUUGACCAACGGCACAUUAGAGGCAGAGCUGGAGCAGAUAGACUUUAUAGACAGUUAUACAGGAGAGGAGGAGGAGGAGGAGGGUAGGAGGGGAGAAGGAGCAGAAACCAUCAGCCUCAGUUCCCAGUUCAUGGCUUACAUUGAGCGCCGCAUCACCAGAGAGGGCUCUCCAGUGAAGUCCAACUCCUCCAGAGACUCAAGGACAGACGACCCGAGGCGACACAAUUCUCUGCAGAACAGGACUGCCCAUGAUCCAGCCUCUUCUGCCUCUCAUAAUCAGAGAGGGUCAGGGGCCAGGAUUGGUGCUGGUGCGGGACUUGGCGGGGUCCCUGGUGGGGGCGUAGAGCGCGUGCGGAGGAUGGCCCAGUUGGCCGCCCUGCGGUACGAGGAGGAGAGGCAGAAGUCGCGCUCAGUGCAGCGGGACACCGUCAUGACCUACGUCAAGCACAAAGCGUCUCAAAGCCCUACCAAGCUUAGUCCCACAGAAAACGAGAACACGUACCCCUCCAGGCGUUCCACCCACACGGACGACUCUGCCCUCUUCAUGAGCGAGUACCAGCCUCUCAUGGUGUUUGAGAUAGACACUGACACCAACACUAUAAAGAGGAGGCCUGGCACUCACAAGCAGUCUCUUUCUGGGUCUGGGAUGUCCAUAGAUGGGUGUGUCUCUUAUCCUGCCGACAUCGCCCCCACAUGUCUACAGCAGCAGGGCGAGGAUCGCUCCUCCUCCCUGUCUCCCACAGCCCUCCAAUCACCUUCUUACCCUGGCCCUGUUGCCCCGCCCUCCUGCCAGCGGCCAGACAGCUUCUUGUUUGGCCUCAGCCAGAAGGAAGAGCAGAGGAGAGGUGAUGGUGCCUCCCCCGGGCCAGAGCCUGAAGAGGUGACCCCUACCCAGCCUCAAGGCCCUGUGGGAGAGGAGGCUGCUCUGGUGGAGCAACUGCGGAAGAACAUCGAGUCGCGUCUGAAAGUGUCCUUGCCCAGCGACCUUGGAGCAGCACUGACCGACGGGGUCGUACUCUGCCAUCUAGCCAAUCACGUGCGGCCACGAUCCGUACCCAGCAUCCAUGUGCCCUCCCCUGCUGUGCCCAAACUGACGAUGGCCAAGUGUCGGCGGAACGUGGAGAACUUUCUGGAGGCGUGUCGCAGGAUCGGGGUUCCACAGGAGAGGCUGUGCACUGUGGAGGAGGUUCUGGAUGGCCGUGGAAGCUGUGUUUACGGGACGCUGGGGGUCCUGCUCUCCAUGGCUCCUCCCCCCCUCCUAAUGCCUUCUCCCCCGGCCCAGCUGGCAGGCUUCGCCCUCUUCUAUCUGUCCAUCAUGUCUGUGCUGUGUGCCCUGUACUGCCACCUGGUGCCCCACCUCUGAACUGUCUGUCUGGACCACACAACCCCUUCCUCACCUUAAGAAAUGGCUCUCUACCACUCGUGCACACACUUGCGUGCUCACACACACAGAACUCGCACUCCUACGCGCUUCUCAUUUCACAUUGCGGCGACUCCCAACCCCGCAGCAGUAUCCAUUCAGACACAGCAGGCAGCAGAACUCGACAAGGGGAAAAACACAAGAAUGAGUGGACCUCUCCCAGUCCCGCUCAGCCUUAACAAAGAGGAGCGCUCGCCAUUGUCUGGUUUGCCAUACACCAUAUAGUAGGUUUUAUCUUUUGGUGUUCCAGUUGUUUGUUGGGGAAGGUUACUUGCUUCGCCUCAAGGAGUGGUGAGGUUAGGUGGGCACCUUCAAUGCUCCCUCGUUAUCCUUCUGUCAUGUACUGGCACUGCCCCCAAACAGCGAGACUCUGGAGGUUGCUGUGUUGUCUGUGUCACUGAACGGUCCGCUACUGUACCUACCUACUGAACCUCCUUCUGUGCCUUAAGUUCGUCCGCCUGGCUAUGUGUGUGUUUUAGAUGGAACCUUCCCACCCGAAAGCGCUUCCAUUGCACAGAUGACAUCAAAGUCGGAGUGCUUGUCAUAUGUCACCUACGUGCUUCCUCCUCCCUCACUGCCCCUGGAAGAACCAACCACGAGUAAUCUGACCAAUCAACGCCAAGCUCUUCUCUCCUGACUCAAACACGGCUUAGCCUUAGCUGCAAAGUUAGUCAGACGUUUUUGCCUAAUCAAAAAGAGAGCAGGUCGGCGAGGGUCAUUUGCAAGCCUUUGAGUCCUUGCUGGCACUCAAUCAAGUAUCCUACAGGCACCUUUUUCUAUUUGACUGUCUGUGAUCCAGCCCCCCUCUCAGUCCUAACGCUCAUUUUGUGGCUCCGGGGUGAUGUUUUCCCUAGGUACAGAUCUAGGAUCAGCUUCCCCAAUCCUAACCUUAGUGGAACUGACGUCGACAUGAUGUAAUGUUGUUGAACAUAAUGUUAUGAAAAUGCUUUUAAUACAUAUUAUAUGUUUUAGAGCGCCUAGCACAAGCUUAGGGAGAUGUGGCCACAGCCAUAUUGAAAUAACGUCAUGGGAAUGGUAGAGCGUCUGUGCCUACUGUACUCAUGGCUUUUUGAUCAAGACUGAUUAAGAAGUGAAUAAACUAAAAGCUAAAACGACCAAUUUGAGAUGGAACGACAAUAAAAUAAUAACAAUCAUGUUAACAAGUCUGUAUAGUCUGGUCAAAAAUCCACUUGCAUAAGUUUUUGAGCUCAUUCAGAUGUAGGCUACAUUAGUGAUUUUCACAUGAGCAGGGGCUUCGGCUUUAUUGUUUCCCGACAUUAGUAAUGUAUCUAAAUAAAUGAUAUUCACAAUAACAAAGCAGUUAGCUAGCAUUGAAUAAGCUUGUAUAGUCCAGUCCAAAACCCACUUGCACAUGUUUUUGUGUUCAUUCAGCGAGCAAGGUCUAGUUUUUUUUUUGGGACUAGCUCGCUAGCUAUGAUAGACCAACCUGCACAGUGUAUUUGUUUAUUUUUUAUUUAACCUUUAUUUAACUAGGCAAGUCAGUUAAGAACAAAUUCUUAUUUACAACGACUGCCUACCAAGAGGCAAAAGGCCUCCUGUGAGAACUGGGGAUAAAAAAUCAGAAUGUAGGACAAAACACACACCACGACAAAAGAGACAACACUACAUAGAGACCUAAGACAACUACACAACAUGGCAGCAACACAUGACAACACAACAUAGUAGCAACACAUCAUGACAACAUCACCACAUGGUAGCAACACAACAUGGCAGCAGCACAAACAUGGUAGACAACAAUACAUCACGCUAAGCAACCAGAAG
Molecule: messenger RNA, 4387 nt
Organism: Coregonus clupeaformis (lake whitefish)
Lineage: Eukaryota; Metazoa; Chordata; Actinopteri; Salmoniformes; Salmonidae
Product: DISP complex protein LRCH3
Exons: 22
Coding region: 119-2548 (809 amino acids)
Molecular function (GO): protein binding
Source: RefSeq, a predicted model, not a curated record